GCGGCCGGGAGCGCUGUACGAGUUUCCAGCAUGACGAUGCAGCAGCGUUGCGAGACGUUGACGCUGAAGGUGGCUGACUCCAUCAUCAACCACCUGCGGGAGAACUUCUUCGCCGAUGAGCCUCUGAACAAGGCGGUGGGGCUGUGCGAGCGUGGACAACCGCACGCGGCCUUGGAGGAGCUCUGCACGGCCACUUUGGAAGAUGGGCUCUCUUUGGCCACUUUUGCCGACGAGGCCAACCGAAAGGUCUCCGCAGUGGCCUUGAAUGGCGUCUUAUGACCCGGAGACAUCGAGGUGUCCCUGGCGAAACUCAAACAAUCGACCGACGAGAAGUUCAACAAGAUCUUCACCAUCCUGUACACCGUGACCCGCGACCUGAAGCUGUUUUCGAAGUUUGACGUGGACCGUAUCCUGGAGUGCCGCAUCAUCUCUGUGUCGGAGACGGAGAGAGGCAAGGGGGUGGCUAAGGCGCUGAUGCAGAAGACCAUAGACCUCGGCCGCCAGGAGGGGUUUAAGCUGUUCAAGGUGGAUGCGACCGGCGCGUACUCGCAGCGCAUCUGUGCCAGCCUCGGCCUGCGCGAGCUGUGCAAGGUGCCCUACGCCAGCUACCUCGACGACACCGGGAAGCCGGUCUUCGACGUCCCCGAGCCUCACACCGCUCUCUCCGUCAUGGUCCUCGAACUAGAACCAUGCCUCCGCAAGGUCCCUCUCCCCAUCAUGGUCACAGUAAAGCAGGAGCCGCUCGACGAGUCCGAGCUUGAACAACUCAAGCAACUCGACCUCCGCACUAAAAAGCCUCUCGUUGCGGAGGCUGAUUCCACAGUGGAAGACCCCGGGAAUCAGGAAGAACCUCCGAAGGCUCCUCCUGCUAACCCUGAGCCUGCAGAGGAACCUGCAAACGAUUCCGAGCCCAGGGAGCGUGAUCCUACCAUCCCCGAUUCUACCAAUACUGAGUAAUCUGGUAAGAAGAAGUAGCCUUUACUCUUAGAGUGGCUAUUUAUAAUGGAGCUGCACCAGCUCGGAUUAAGGGUUUGUUGUAAGGGCUACUUAAGUUUUUAGCAGAAAGGUUAACAUUUUAAAUGCUACCUUUUUUGCUGUCAAAAAGAAUCAGGGGACUUGCCACAUCUGCCAAUCAUGGUGGGUGCAUGCAUGCUUGAUUAUUUUGUCGUCUAAUAAUAUUCACCAACUGGUGAACCAUAUUUAUUGGAAGGGGUAUUUAUUUGUAACCCUAUCAAUGUUGUAGUACUGUCACUAUCUUUGAAAAGAAGAAAAGGCUUUUUUUGUAAAGGAAAUUGUCAAAGUUCCCACACAAAUUGCUCUAAAAUCAUACCAAACUUGCAAAUUGUUUUAAACUUAAAUUAUUUUCAAAAACAGCAACCAUUAUUCAAAUUUUAUUUUUACGACAGUAAAUUAAAUGGAAUUGAAUACAAUUCAAUCAAAAAAGUAAUCAAUGUGAGUGCUUUCGAGAUUAAUUUUCAUUUGGGACUUACAAAUACGACCUUGGAUUAUUGUAAUCUCUUAUGUUUAUUGGUUUUAAGGCGAAUUUAGACAACUUCCUUUUGCGCCAAAGUUUAUGUGUAUGAUGUUUGUGUCUAAAUUGCUGGUCUAGUAAUAACAUCUCACUUAAUUUCAUCAAUAAAUAGGUAUUCUAGAAAGCCUUUAUAUCAAUUCAAGAAUUAUUUUGGCCUAAUUACAAAAACACUGUCUGUCUCCUAUGAAAUUUUAUUAAAUUUAUUUAAAUUAAGGUAUUAUUAUGGUGGUGCGGCACAAAGUAUUUUGAUAUAAUUAUACUGUUUAAAAUAAUGUCUUGUUUAUAUGCGGACAAUACGACUUUACAUUUUUAAUUUAAAGUUAGAAAUUCUAAAAAAU
Messenger RNA from Ostrinia furnacalis (Asian corn borer), 1869 nucleotides. RefSeq names its product Arylalkylamine N-acetyltransferase-like 7 (gene AANATL7). The coding region runs from base 31 to 279 and encodes 82 amino acids. NCBI's taxonomy places the organism in Eukaryota, Metazoa, Arthropoda, Insecta, Lepidoptera, Crambidae. The transcript has 4 exons. The record is from RefSeq and is a predicted model, not a curated record.